This is a messenger RNA of Sclerotinia sclerotiorum 1980 UF-70, 1128 nucleotides long. RefSeq lists its product as hypothetical. Gene Ontology annotation, cellular component: nucleolus. The coding region runs from base 1 to 1128 and encodes 375 amino acids. Gene Ontology annotation, molecular function: RNA binding. Gene Ontology annotation, biological process: maturation of LSU-rRNA from tricistronic rRNA transcript (SSU-rRNA, 5.8S rRNA, LSU-rRNA). The transcript has 2 exons. NCBI's taxonomy places the organism in Eukaryota, Fungi, Ascomycota, Leotiomycetes, Helotiales, Sclerotiniaceae. The record is from RefSeq and is a predicted model, not a curated record.
AUGGCUGAAAUUACAGCCCGCAAGCGCAAAGCUUCAACUGCAGCUGCAGUCCCCGCGGAUGAGGUCGCAAAAGUAAAAAAGGCUAAGAAGUCUCCAAAAACCACCGAAGUCACCAAACCCAAGAAAGCCGCAAAGGUUGUUGAGAAGAAGAUUGUCGAAAAGGAAGUUGUCGAGAAGGAAGUUGCCGAAGAACCAGUCGAGGAGUCCGAAGAGGAAGAGGAAGAGGAUGAUCAGACUGAAGCUCUUUUGAAGGGCUUUGAGUCGGAUAACGAGGAGGAGGAGAAUGCCAAAGAAGGUGGGCUCGAACCAGGUCAGGAAGUUCCAAACGCUCUCGAGAAACUCAGUAAGAAGCAAAAGAAAGCCAUCAAGAAGGCUGCCGAAGAAGCUGCCAAUGAUCUUCCAGGUGUUGUCUACAUUGGUCGCAUUCCUCACGGUUUCUACGAGGCGGAGAUGAAAGCAUACUUUUCUCAAUUUGGGGAUAUUCUCAAAAUUCGUUUGUCGAGAAAUAGAAGAACCGGAGCGAGCAAACAUUAUGCAUGGAUUCAAUUCGAGAGUAGGGGUGUCGCAGAGAUUGUAGCCAAGACUAUGGAUAACUACUUGUUGUUCAACCAUAUCCUGAAGGUUAAAUUGGUACCCGAUGAGCAACUCCCCGAGGACUUGUUCAAGGGUGCCAACCGACGCUUCAAGAAGGUCCCUUGGAACAAGAUUGAAGGUCGCAGAUUGGAGCAAGGUGCCGGAGAAGAGCAAUGGGAGAAGAGAAUAAGCAAGGCCGAGAAAAAACGCGAGAUUGCCGCCGAAAAAUCUAAGAAAAUUGGUUAUGAAUUUGAGGCACCAAAGAUUAAGUCAGCAAAGGGUGUUUCGAAGAAGCCAGUUCCAGAGAUCGAAAGUGGUGAGGAUGAACUUGCUGGAGAUGUGGAUGCAGUCAUGGCUAUCGAGGCUGCACCUGCAGUCGAGGAACCAGUCAAGGCUAAGAAAGAGAAGAAGGUCAAGAAGUCUAAGGUCGUUGAGGAGACUCCCGCUGCCACAAUCACUACGGAGGAAACCACCAUCACCACCGAAGUUGCUCCAGUCGAGAAACCAAAGAAGGCAAAGAAGGAAGCAAAGAAAGCAAAGAAGUCCAAGGCUUAA